AUGGCUGAACCAGUCGCCACCGCAGCUGAGCAAGUCUCCCUCCCAACCGCCGAACUGGUCAAAGUCAGCAAUCACAUCUCGCUUUUACCGCCACUGUCUCGAAAGGGCCAUGGGCCGGGUUUGGUCAUCGUAUUGCCAGCGGACACGCCGAGCUACACCGACGGCGGCGUCGUUUGCGAGAAUGGCAUCCCGCCUCCCCUGCUGAAAUGGGCGGAAGAGGGAUUUGCGGUCGUGGAGAUUCGAGGUGACACAUUCACUGGGGGCUCAACCACCGCGACGACGACUCAAAUUCUGGCAAAGGCCCUUACUGCGCUCGAAGGGUGUGAGAAGUGCGAUUUCAACGAGGGGGUUGGGAUGGUCGUCUACGACACUUCCAUCUGGAAUGAACUCGGUCGCAGUGCAGCGAUUGGCCCCACGAUGAAGGCGGCUGUGAUCUACGGCACGGCGGGAGACUUGGUUACCCCCGUCGCAAUACCCCUGCUCUGUCACUUCGCGGGACACGAAAAGGCAGAGUCCCAUCCAGAUGCCAAAAUAUACACCUAUCCCUCGGCUAAGUCGUCAAAGUUCGUCAUACCAGGCCUGCCGGAGUUCGACAGCACCAACGAAGCCGUUGCGCAUACUCGAAAUCUCACCUUCCUGAAGAAGUAUAUCCGUGGCUUGGAUUUCGACCUGGAAGCGAUCUGGGAAGAGCACACAUAUUUUGAAUUUGCAGAGCGCUCUGUGUCCAAAACGAUGGCAACUAUGGUGCAAGAGCCCUAUGUCAAUCAUAUUACUACGAUGACGGGCGGCAUCGGCAGAGCGAGCUUAACGAACUUUUACCGCAAUCAUUUCAUCCCCAAAAAUCCUAAAGACAUGGAGCUCCUGCUUGUGAGUCGAACGAUUGGCAUUGAUCGUGUCUGUGACGAGUUCGUUGCCAAGUUCACGCACGAUAUGGAAAUCGACUGGCUAGCCCCGGGCAUUCCUCCAACAGGACGAAAAGUUGAGCUCCCAUGCACAUCCGUUGUCUGCGUGCGCGGCGAUCGCCUGUAUCAUGAGCAUAUAGCCUGGGACCAAGCUUCACUACUGAUCCAGUUGGGCCUCAUGCCAGAAUACCUCCCGUAUCCCUAUGCGCUGCCGGAUGGCUCGAAACCGGGACCGGGCAAGAAGUUCGAGUACAAAGUACCCGCGGCUGGUGUUGAAACUUCCAUGAAGAUGCUCGACAAGAACAGGAUACCGUCGAAUGGAAUGUUUGAAUACAAGGUUCGCGAGGUGGAUGCUUGA
Molecule: messenger RNA, 1260 nt
Organism: Cladophialophora bantiana CBS 173.52
Lineage: Eukaryota; Fungi; Ascomycota; Eurotiomycetes; Chaetothyriales; Herpotrichiellaceae
Exons: 4
Coding region: 1-1260 (419 amino acids)
Biological process (GO): polyketide metabolic process
Source: RefSeq, a predicted model, not a curated record